Molecule: messenger RNA, 2425 nt
Organism: Micropterus salmoides (largemouth bass)
Lineage: Eukaryota; Metazoa; Chordata; Actinopteri; Centrarchiformes; Centrarchidae
Product: beta-1,3-galactosyl-O-glycosyl-glycoprotein beta-1,6-N-acetylglucosaminyltransferase 4-like
Exons: 3
Coding region: 469-1773 (434 amino acids)
Cellular component (GO): membrane
Molecular function (GO): acetylglucosaminyltransferase activity
Source: RefSeq, a predicted model, not a curated record
CGCACAUCUCACAUUCACUUUUAUAGCCUACAGUGUGCUAAGUGUAAUAAAGUCUUGAGUAAACAGUGAGGGUAACAAAACUACACGGCAUUUAUGCAGCUUGUAUCUGUAAUUAGUGCAGUUAGUCCCACCCUAAGACCCAGCCUCUUUCCGCGUUAUUUCUCCAGAGCGCAGCGCUGUCCUCUCCUCGCCACGGGGACAGAACACAGGGGGACAUUCAGACCGUUUUCUAGGCUACGCUUCUUCUCGACCCUUUUUGUACUUUGAAUAACCAUGUGGCAAAUUCAUCCCUGGAAUGCGAUUAAUGGAGAGCUUGUUCAGGUUGAUACUGUCACUAGAUGUCCAGUCGAAUGUCAUACGUGGAAUGGGGCGGCGAAACUCCACUUUUAUUUCUCCUAACAUCGAGAGUGACUUUGUGACACGGCUUGAAAGGCGUUCAGCAAACCGAUACCAGCCCAUGGAACAAGAAUGAAAACAAGGUACUUAUUACAGAGACUCAGAAGAAAGCAGUUUAUUCCUUCACUCCUGUCACUGCUGACUCUGUGUGUCCUGCUAUUGGUCAGUGUGAAAUACAGCUACAUCACCAACUCUUUACUUCCGCCAGCAGCUUCAGAUGACAUUCAGACAUUUCACAAAUACAGUAUUAACUGUUCGGCUAUAUAUGACAUGGACCCAGUGGAGGUGGGUAAGUCGCUGAUCAUCAGAAGGAAACAAAUUGUGGAGGACAAGGAUGAAAGUCUGGCUAACCUCACCUUAAACUGCCCAUUAUUCAUCAAGUCCAGAGGUUAUGAUGAUGUGUGCAUGUCAGAGGAGGAGAAUGACUUUCCUCUUGCUUAUUCGCUGGUUGUUCAUAAAUCUGCAUGGAUGGUAGAGAGACUCAUCAAAGCGUUGUACUCACCCAGUAAUAUCUACUGCAUCCACUAUGAUCAGAAGUCUUCAGCUAAGUUCAUCUCAGCUAUGGAGGGAUUAGCCCGCUGUUUACCCAAUGUCUUCAUCGCUUCCAAGCGAGAGUCUGUCUUCUAUGCGAGCAUCAGUCGACUGAAAGCUGAUCUCAACUGUCUGUCUGACCUUUUGCAGUCAGAAGUCAAGUGGAAGUAUGUCAUCAACCUCUGUGGCCAAGAUUUCCCCCUCAGGUCCAAUAUCGAGCUGGUGUCAGAACUUAAGAAGUUGAAAGGAGAUAAUAUGUUGGAGACAAGCCGACCCUCUCAGUCUAAGAAACAGAGGUUCAGUUUUCACUAUGAGCUGAGAGAUGCCAACUUUGAAUAUCAAAAACUGCCCGUGAGAACAGGGCAGAUAAAGACCCCACCACCACACAGUAUUGAGAUGUUCUCCGGCAAUGCCUACUUUGUCUUGUCACGAGACUUUGUUAGGCACAUGAACUCCUCAGUUGUGGUGAAAGAUUUUCUGGCCUGGUCGGAGGACACCUACUCACCAGAUGAACACUUCUGGGCCACACUUGUGCGACUGCCAGGUGUACCCGGGGCGGUGCCGAGAUCCCGGCCUGACAUCUCUGACCUUAUGAGUAAAACCAGGUUGGUGAAGUGGCACUACCUGGAGGAGAACCUCUACCCACCUUGCACAGGGCAACACAUUCGCAGCGUUUGUAUUUUUGGUGCGGCGGAAAUGCGUUGGUUACUCAACUAUGGUCACUGGUUUGCCAAUAAGUUUGACCCCAAAGUGGACCCCAUUAUCAUUCAGUGCCUUGAGGAGAAGCUGGAGCAAAAACAAAAGUUAUUCCAAUCAGUGGCAUCUUAUAAUUGUCAUAAGGGUUAACCAAAAUCUGCAGUGUACUGCAGAGCAGCAGUGAAAGUGGAUUAGUGGAUUUAUCAAUUUUGAGUAAUAUUUCAAGUGAAAUGUCAAACCUUUUAUAUUUUUAGCUUCUCAAAUGAGAUGUUUUUUGUCUUACAUGAUUUGAAAUGACUGUUGAUUGAACAAAACAAAACAAAAACUUGUUAUUAUUUUGGGUUUUAAAAUAUGGUGAAGAAACAAUUUCAUACAGUUUUCUGUUGUUUUAUAAACCAAACAAUUAAUGGAUAAUGAAAAUAAUUAUUUGUACCCAUGGACAAUAUGUAGUAUUUGUUACAAAAUACGGAUUGAUGAUUGAUGAUAAAAGAUGGCACAUAUAUAUAUAUAUAUAUAUUCUUUCAUUCUGAUGUUCAGAAGAAUCAUUUUAAAAGUUUAACUACUACACAUUAAAAGUCUCUUUUACUGAAAAUCAAUUGAGUGUAUGUGUUGAAUACUGGACCUUGUGUAAGUUGAUUACUGGACCAUGACUGGCUCCAAAAUACAGUCACAGGAAAAAUUGUGUGAACUCUUUGGAAUUACCUUGAAUUCUGCAUAAAUUGGUCCUUACUUUUUAUAUAUUUAUAUUUAUGUUCAUCGUAUGUAAAAAUGUACCUGGCAAUAAAACUAAUUCUGAUUCUGA